Trichomonas vaginalis G3 is the source of this 5205-nucleotide messenger RNA. Its product is annotated as armadillo (ARM) repeat-containing protein family. The record is from RefSeq and is a predicted model, not a curated record. The transcript has a single exon. The coding region runs from base 1 to 5205 and encodes 1734 amino acids. NCBI's taxonomy places the organism in Eukaryota, Parabasalia, Trichomonadida, Trichomonadidae.
AUGGAAGUUCAAGCAGCUAUUAAAGAGAUUACCGAUCAGUGGGCAAUCCUUUUAACUGCAAGAAUAUGCAAUACACUUCAGCUCCCACCAAAUGAGCUGCAGUCUCGCCUUGAAAACACUGCUUCUAAAAUGAACAAUCAAGAAUUAGGUGCAAUCAUCCGCAAAGGUCUAAAAAUGUCAACUGUUAAUGAUCCGAAUCAGAUCAAUAUAAUGAGUGAUACAGUUGGAUCACUUUUAAUGCAAUUCCAUUGUCAUCCAAACUUUUGCAAGAUCUUUAACACCUUAAUGAACUCAGCGCAUGAACUCUUAAACAUGCCACUUCAAACGGAAACUACUUCAGCUAAACCAAAAGCUCUCCACACCGAUAAAAUCAUUAAUGACGAAGUUCUUACAGAUUUCGAGAAAUUAGAAUGCAACGUUUUCGACUACAUUUCUCACUUCCUUCUCGCCGCCGCAAAUUGUGAAUCAAUCAGUUUUGAUCCAAUUUCUCUCGAUAUCGUCAGUAUUAUCUUCCAUUACCUCAAACACGAGCAACCAAACGCCGUCCGUGCAUCUGCAGGCGAUAUCCUUUCAGCCUUAUCUUCAUCUCCUCGCCAUUGCCAGAUAAUCAACGAUAUGUUUUGGCAGCAGUUCGGACUUUGCAAGAAGGAUGAUGAUUUCCGUAAUUUCGCUUCAUGGAUUGAUGGCGUACAGAAUUUGAAGCUCGCUCUUACACCAGAACCUUUAGAAAAAGUUACAUUACAAUUCUUCCAGAAUUUCAUUGAUAACGAGAAGAAGAUCGAACGUGGUGUCCUCAGAAUGAAGUUCCUCGACGCUUUUCUUUCAAUUUUGAAGAAUAUCAACAAAACCCCAGCGUCUGCAAAGCACGAGCAGUACUACAAGCACCAAGAAGCUGUUUGGAACAUUGCUCUCAAGUGGUCUUCCAAGUCAAAACAUACUUCUUUCUGUUAUACUUUCUUAUGCCACUUAAUAUCAAGCACAACAUUCGAUUUCUACCUUCCUCAUGCUAAGCAAUAUUGCGAAUUACUUACAAAGUACGCUAAAAGUGGCGAAGUUGAUAUGCUUACCCUUAUUGCUGAUUUUAUCAAGACAUGUCCAGCAGAUUUAUACAAGACACGUGUUGAUGAAUUCACAACAAUGGUAAAUACACAUAUCAUACCACUUUUAUUCGCAGGAACUGAUAAAAAACGUACAUUGAGAUUUACAGACAACGAACAAAUCCCAGUUGUCCUCAAAAUCCUUACAGAAAUCGGUGUUAAGCAGAUGAACAUCAUUGUCGACUUCGUUCGUCCAGUUCUUUCUGUUGAAGAGCCAAAUUCAGAUACAAAACGCGUUCGUCUUAUUUGUAUCCAAGUUCUUGCAGAAUUAUCAACACAGGCACCUCAAGAACUUGUUAAGUUCAACGAAGUCCUCUUCCCAUUGUUACAACCUUCAAUUCUUGGAGUUAAUCCAGAAUUCAAAGAAGAAAUUCAAUACGCGAUCCCAACCUUCCCACUCAUCCACUCCAUAAACGAAGAGAAGCUCGACCAACUCGCAGAAGUCGUUUUCAACCUUUCUAUUUUAGACGAUAACGUUGCAUCAUCGGCCAUGAACUCAAUGAACAUGUUCAUACAGAACCUUGUAUCACUAAAACUCUGCGCACGAGCUCCGAUCAUUUAUAUCAACAAGAUUAUUGAGAUCAUCCACAAUUCAAAGGCCCAAGACGUACUUCACUAUCUCUGCUACCUCUCAGCUGUCAUCAAUUCGUGGUCCAACAACAUUUCUGAUGCCGGAAAAAUCGAAUUAACAGGUUCGAAAUUACAACCAUCAGAAUGGCGCGAAAUGAGACUUAAUUUAGAUGUCCUUAUGCUUAUUUUCUUACUCAGCCCUGAGAAAUCAUUGUCUGCGAACUCCCACGCCGUAUUAAAAUGUCUAAAUCUUAAACCAAUCCAAGAUUUCGACAGAGAAUGCAACUAUACGUAUUCAUUCGCCAAAUACGUAUCAGAAGUUGCAGGAUCAGACUAUAUCGGCAACGCAUCGAAGAUGGUUGAAUCCGGACCAGACUUUUCUGCCAAUUUCUUCAUCAAAAUCCUUCAAACAUGGGAGAAACAGCAGAAGACAUUCGAAGCGAACCAUUCCACGAAGAUUAUGGACUUUUUGGCAUCAAUUGUUCGUAAAAACGAUGAAAACUUCAAGAAAUUCAUCGGAGACAUUUUUAUGAUGCUUGCAGAGAAUCCAUCAUCAAACGAAGCAAUCCAUGCACUUGGUUUGAUUGAUUAUUCCUUGGCAGCAGCCAUUGCAGGACAAAUUGACACAUGGGCAACACAAAACAACAGAAAAGACAACUAUUAUCCACAAACAAUCACCAUUCUUUCAACGAUUUCUUCAAGACCACAAUUCGCCAAAUUACAAGAAGGCGACAACUUGAUACCUUUCUUUGAAAACUUUGUAAGAAAGAUAACAAGUUACAAAGCACCAAAUUCACAAGAAAGAUACAUCAAUCUUGAGAGAUCGUUGAAAGUAUUCAUUGUCUUUGCUGCUGCUGAUCCAAACCAUUUAUCAAAUGUUAUCAACAAACAAGAAUUAGUUGAGAAAUUCAUCAAAGACAUGAUCGCAAUGGCAUCACUUGAUUGUGUCAAACAGUUCACGAACACAUUCCCAGAAACAUUCCUCACAGCUUUGAAGACAAGUUUCGAAUUCAUCAAUUUCCCAAUCAAUUUAUUUGAUGAGUUCUCAAGAUGGUUGAUGGUUUUCACAAGAAUUUUCUCUCAGAAGGAACAAAUACAAACAUAUAUUGUUCAAGCUUUGACAACAUUGUUGCAUCAAAACUUCAAUAUUUUGUAUCCUUUCCUUCAAACAUCAUAUGGAAAAUUCGAUCUCUUGACAUCCCACAUUAUAUUAGCAAUUGCUAAUGUUUUCUCAAUGAGAAAUGAUUUCUUGGACAAAUAUGAAAACGGAGAUGCUUUACUUUUAGUUACUGUUAUUUUACAUAUUUCAAGUGUUUCCGUUUUAUCUCGUCAAGCUGCACAUAAAUUAUUAUGUUUGUUGUUGACGAAAGAAAGAUCUAUCUUCACUAAAUCAGCUCCAAGAACAUUAGUCAUGGCUACAACAUCACAUUCUCCAUCAGGAUUCAUUACACAAGCUGCUCAUUUUGUUAAUUUCGCUUCUAAAGCUGUUACUCCUCAAAUUGCUCGUGAAUUCUUCAAGAUAUUCGCUGAUGAUUUCGAUAAAAUAGAACAAUCACAGAACCCUCUUUUGUCUUCUAUUUACGAAUUCAUUCCUGUAAUAUUAGAAGGAUGUGAAGCAACAGAAGUUCUUUCAGCAGCUUUGCAUUUAACAUCGCAUUGCAAGUUAAAUGAAUCUUCAACAGCUGCUGAAGUUACUAAAUUAUGGCAUGCAAUAUUUGAGAACUUUAAACAAAACAAACCUGAUGUCGCUAAAACAAUUGUUAAAUUGGUAUUCGAUAAUGGUGUUUCACAAGAAAAAUUAUCAUCAAUCGAGACACAAACAUCAGUUUUAGUUUUAGUUUCUUUGUUCCAAGUAUUUCCACAUGAAACAGGUGAAUUCAUUUUGCCAAUUUUGUCUAUUUAUGACAGAUCAAUUCCUGAUGAUAUUGAUGCUUUCGUUACAUUCCUUAAAGAUGCAAACAUCACAUUUGUUCCUUCCAAAGAAGAAAUCGUUGCAGCAAAUGCUCUUUCCCAGAUUUUGCUUUUGAUUUCUGAUCGUUCUUUGUUCGAAGAAAUCUUCCAGAAGAAGUUAGCACCUCUUCUUUUCUUCGCAACAAUUAAUUACCACCUCGAAGAGUUCUCUAUUGGACCAUUCAGACCAUUAUUGGAUUCUCUUUUAGACGCUGGUCUUUUCAGAUUCGCAAGGGAUUCUCUCAAGUUCUCAGAGAAUUUGGCCGCAUUGCAAAAAGCUUCUUUGAUCAAUUGCGCAACAUCUUUGGAACAACAAUUCCAGAUCAUCACUGUUCCUCCUGCAAAGAAGAUGCUCGCUUACGACAACGAAGCUGUUUUAACAAUGUGUACUUUGAUGUGCCAAAACGAUCCAGAAUUCAAACAACAGUUCUUCAAUUUGAUUCUUGCAAACGCUGUUCAAGUUAAAGAAGGCGACAGAUCUGUUGAACCAUUAAUUAUGAUGAUUGCUCUCAAGGAUGAGAUGAACACAAGAUCCAUUUACUUCUUAUUGUUGUUCACUCUUUACGCACUCAAGAACAACAGGACAGAGUUAAUGGACGCUUUGGUUGAUAACAUCCAUCACAGAUUGAUAUCAGAGAAAUGCGACAAAGAAGCUUUCUCACGCGAAGCUGUUCCAGUCGCAAUUAUCUUCUUGCUUUAUAUUACAAUUGAUUGCAAGAGAUCUUUCUCUAUCCAUUUGAUGAAGAUCUUAACAGAUGUCUGCCGAAAGAUUUCUGAAGGCGAUGAUGCAAAGGAAAGAGCUGCAGAACUUAAUGCAUUCUUCGAACAAUAUUCUGGUGAUGAAUACAUCUCAAGUUUGUUCAUCCAUUACGUCGCUGAUUUACCAACACUUGGUGAUGACAAUGUAAAGGUUGUUGUCGAGUGUUUGUAUCAGUUGAACAACGUAAUCAGUAAGGAUGGAAAGGAAAUCAACUGGUGCUUCUUACUCGCUAUUUUAAUCGAUGCUGUAAGAACUAACAUCGCUGUUAUGUCGAAUAGACCAAUUCCAGCGAUUUUGAAUGUCAAAGACCUCAAGUACAAUCCAAUUGAUUUCGCUGAGUACUUAUUGGACAAGUUCAAGGACACAAGGAUGAGAAUGUUCUACGUCUUGUUCAUGAUGUCGCUCUACAAGACAUUCAAAUGCAACGAUGUCAACAAAGAUGCAGUCGUAAUGAGCUUGCUCGCUGAAUUCGUCGGACAAAGCAAAUUAGUUAUGGCUCCAAAUAUAACAGAUUCUUUGUUGAAGACAGCUGCUUUAGUUAACUUAACAGCUGACGUACAAGGACGUGAAGAGGCUUCAAAAUUACUUUACACAGUUAUCAACUCAAUCCAGUACAAACCAAGCGAAUCAGCUCUUUCUGUCGUUGCAAUGAAGCCACAAAUUGUUCCUGUCCAAAGAAAGAUGAUUGGACAUUGGCAGGCACAGAAAGGAUUUGGAGUUUCUCAAGCAAACUUCCCACAUGUAGUUCUCUAUAACAUUGGCGCAAUGGAGAACACAAGCAUCAUUGAUAUGAUGUGGGAAUACAUCGUAAAGAAAUCUAAUCAGUAA